CCGCGGAGCUUCAUGCGGCCGGCGGAGCAUCUGAGGGCUGACAUGGCGUCCAUUGAGAUUUGUGGAAGUUGGAACUUCUGGCGGCCGCAGCCGAUGAUCAUGGAGGUCCAGCGACGCUGCCACAAGUUUCAAAUCCAGCUGAACAGUAGCGCGGCAGAGAGCUUUCAGCUGUUUGUCGCUGGCGAUGGCCCGGGACGGUGUUUGCAUCCGGACCGCCCGAACGCCGUGGCACAGGAGUUCCACCGCUUAGAAGGCCCGGACGACAAUGAGAAGGGCUACGGCUGGAGCAUCGGAAAGCAUCCGGAGGACCACGCCUGCGCGGGCGCCCGCUACGAGGUGAUGCUGAUCUUCGCGGCGAAUGGCCGGCCAGAUCGGCUCGAGUGGGUGCGCUUGAAUCCCAAGGCGACGAGUGCCCCAGCCACCGCUGCGCCCAAAAAGCGUCCACAGCCCUAUGGGGGGCUGACGAUGGCCGGCUUUCUGCAGGCGGCCAAGCCCGACUGGUCGCAGAAGGACAUCACCUCGGUGCUGGAGCGCCUGGGGAAGAUCACCGUCACCGACCUGAACAGCCUGCUGCGCGCGCUGCAGUCCGAGGGCUCGGCGGGCAUCAACGCCAGGUUCAAAAGCGUCUCCGAAAAGAGCUUCACCGACACCACCCUCAAGGCGCUGAAAUCGCACGCGGUGAAGGUGCACAGCGCGGAACAGGAGCGGCUGAAGCCAAAGCCCGCGCCGGCCGGACCCACCGACCGUGGCGCCAGCGCCGCGAACGCGCCGGUGCCCAUGCAGGAGUACAAGGUGAUCCACGACUUCGUGUACUUGCGCCAGGAGCCCUCGUUGCAUGCGCCCAUCUUGGGCAAAAGACCCAAGGGGGAGACCUUCUUGGCCUCCGAGGAGACCUGGGAUGGCUGGGUGAAGCCGCAUGGGCAGCCAGGCUAUGUGGUGAAAGACAUGGGCGGCUUGCAAGGCAUCGGGAAGGUCUUGUCCAUGGUGGGCAAGGCGCUGCCGGUGGUCCUUUCAGAGCCCCAGGGCACCAACGAGCCACUGCACUUCGAGGUGGUCUAUAGCCCCUUCGUGGCCGUGCGCACCGGCCCGUCCAAGUCACGUCCCAUCCAGGGCACGCGCAAGUGCGGGGAGCGCGUCAAGGCAGUGGCGCAGGGCUAUGGUGGCUGGGUGCGGGUGGCGCCUGAAGAGGGUGGCGGAUGGAUGUUGACAGCGGAUGAGGAACUCGGUCAGCUCUUGGUCUGCAGGACGAUCGAGGAGCGUUGGCAGCAGGUGGCCGCGCUGCGGAGCGCCAUCGACCGGCGCGAGGCGGCGGUGUUGGCGGAGGCGCUCACCGUGGCGCGGAGGUCCGGCGUUCGCGGCCCAGACAUCUCGGAAGCCGAGCGGCUGCUGCGCGAGCUCCGACAGCGCGAGGCGCAACGGAAGGAGCUGCUGCAGCGCGCUGCGGCGGCGCAGGCGGAAGGCCGCGAGGAGAAGCUCCGGCGCUGCGUGGAGGAGGCGCAGCACGAGGACUUCGCGCAGGAGCAACAGGCCAUGUCCGAGGCGCUCUCCCGCUUGGUGACGACGAAGCAAGAGGCAGAGCGAGAACACGAGCAGCUGCUGGAGGCCCUGGCGGUGGCGGCGCGCGGAGGGCAAGUGGCUGAAAUCAAGGCUGCGCGGAACGCCGCCAAGGCGGGGGGCGUCCCCAUGAAGGAGAUCGCACGGGUCUUUGCGCUGCACAACGGCUCGGCCGGGUGAGCGGCUGUAACGGCCGGACUGAGCGGCGAACGAACUAGGGGGAGGAGGGACUGAGUGAGUAGAUAGUAUGGGUGGUAACCGG
Molecule: messenger RNA, 1816 nt
Organism: Durusdinium trenchii
Lineage: Eukaryota; Dinophyceae; Suessiales; Symbiodiniaceae
Source: the annotation of a GenBank genome assembly